Molecule: messenger RNA, 2189 nt
Organism: Leguminivora glycinivorella
Lineage: Eukaryota; Metazoa; Arthropoda; Insecta; Lepidoptera; Tortricidae
Exons: 4
Coding region: 8-2170 (720 amino acids)
Source: RefSeq, a predicted model, not a curated record
AGUAAGUAUGGCUAAAAUUAAAUUACUAGCUCCGCUUUUGAUGAUAUUAUUUACCAAUAAUUAUCAGGUUUUUGGGUGUGACAAUGUUGAAGAACAACAUGAUAUACAACACUAUUUAAAAUACCACUUGGAAGAAGACAUUGGAAAGCUCAAUGAUCUUAAAAGUGAUGAAAAAUCCAAAGACGCUAUAUUGUUUUUAAUGGUUGCGUUAAACAGUAUUAAAAAUUACACAAAUUCACUUAAAGAAGAAAACGUAAAAAAUAACGAUAUUAAGCUAGAAAACGACGCGUUUAAAAAAUCAGAUAAUAAAGAGUCAGAUUCAAAAAAUAUUUUCAAAAAAUACAACAAAAAGAAAAGUCCUAAAAUAAAGUUACUGAAAAAAAUUCUGAAACCCAAAAAAGAUGAUUCGAUAGCUAAGCAUCAAGUCUUAGGUAAUAAAAAGAAACCAAUUAUCUUCGAUACAUUAUUAAAAGAUAGACAUGUUCAACCAAAACCACACGCCCAGAAAUGGUCAUUUUUGAGUCCAUUACUAUGGCUGGGGUCAAAUCUGAAAUGUACAAUGAAAAAAUGCCUUGAAAAGAAGAAAAAUGACUUAAAGCUAGAAAAAGUAAUGUUUAAAACCAAUCAAGAUGAUUUCAUUACUAAACAUGCAGUUAAAGGUAAAUCAUCAAUCUUUGAUCUACUGUCAAAAGAUGGACAUGACCAAUCAGGACCAAAGCAAGAUAGCAUCAAGCAAGCUCCAAUAUGGAAUUUUUCAGAUUUAUUUCUAGGUUUGGGGUCAAAUAUGAACUGUUACGGAAAAAAAUGCCAAGAACACAAAACGAAUGAUUUAAAGCUAGAAAAGGAAAUGUCCAAACCCAAGAAACCUAAUGGGAUGGCUAAACACAAAGCUAAAAUUCAUAAAGGCAAACCAACAAUAUUUGAUACACUGUUAAAAGAUAAACAUGGCCUAUCAGAACAACAGCAAGAUAGCAAGAAACAAGACCAACAAUGGGAUUUGUCAAAUUUAUUUCUAGGGUUAUGGUCAAAUCUGAAAUGCACGACAAAAAAAUGCAAGAAAAACAAAAAUAAUGACUUAAAGCUAGAAAAAGAAAUGGUCAAAACGGAUUCUAAAGGGGAUAUAGAUUUAAUAAUUAAACUUAAAGGGACAGAAGAUGACAAGCAAUUGAACUCUGGUCCGUUAACAAACAACAAAGAUGAGCAAUCGGCACAGAAAAAAGUUCCAAGCAAUCAGCAAGGCAAUAAAUGGACAUCCAAUUUUUUAAAGGAUAUAGGAUAUUUUAUGGACACAAAUAAAAUGACAAAAGACACAAGCACACAUAAACCAUUUCAUUCUUUAGAAUACAAUAAAAAAGAAAUAAGUAAUAAAUCAGACAACAAACCGUCUUUCUUGACUCUUUUCUUAAGUCUAAUAUUGGGUUUGGAAACAGAUGAAAAAAAAUCAACAAAACAAGAUCUCGAAGUCAGAAAUAUUGGCGAUUUGAAUGAUAAAGUUCAACACACAGAAGAAAUAAAAGAGCUAAGUCCUUCAAUGUUUAACAAAAAGACAGAAAUGAAAGACCGGUCUGACCUUGAUAAUGAAGACGGAAUUUAUGAAAUGGCUAAUUUGAUUACCACGUUGUAUUAUUAUUAUUUAACUGAUAUUGGUGGGAAAGAGGAAAUUAGUAGAACAAAGCAAACCAAGCGUCCUAUAAAACAACGAAAUAAAAAACCUAAAGAUGUGAAAGAGAAAUCUAAAUUAUUAAAAUUAAAUGAAAAUAAGGAGGACCGUAAUAAACGUAAGCAUUUUAAAAAUAGUUCAGAAUGUAAAAAUGGUGAAACCAGCAGAAAUGCAUGCGAUGUGUGCGAAUGUGUUGAUGGAAUUUGGAAAUGCAAAAUGGAAGGUGAUUGUGAGAGAUUGAAAUUGAGCCAGAAACACAUAAAAAGCUUAAAAGGACCGUCGAAGAAACUGUAUACUAAAUUACAAAUGAUAGCCUCCGGCUGUGAAGUGGGCGACAAGGUGUAUGCGAACAACAACAAGGUUUGCCCCUGUAUCUGCGUGCUGCCCAACCUGAUGGAAUGCGACGUGUGUCCCGCCGUCAAGCAGAUAUUGUUGCCCAAAACUGCCAAGCGCAGGCCAGUGACCAAGUCGCUGCUCGACUUCCAGAUUAAUGAUUAUUAUGACGAUUAAUUGAGUAUUGAUACCGUCA